Molecule: messenger RNA, 12036 nt
Organism: Falco peregrinus (peregrine falcon)
Lineage: Eukaryota; Metazoa; Chordata; Aves; Falconiformes; Falconidae
Gene: PTAR1
Product: protein prenyltransferase alpha subunit repeat containing 1
Exons: 7
Coding region: 353-1606 (417 amino acids)
Biological process (GO): protein prenylation
Cellular component (GO): cytoplasm
Molecular function (GO): protein prenyltransferase activity
Source: RefSeq, a predicted model, not a curated record
ACCGGCCCGACGGUUCCCCGCGCCCUCCGGCAGGCCAGGCCGGCCGCCGCCUCCCCGCCCGCCUCGCUUCAGCAGGAGAUGCCCCCCCGGGAGGAAAGCCCUUCCACUGGAGCAAGCGACGGAAGCCAUUUUGCCGCCGCCGGCUUGCGGGGCCUGGCCAGGGCCCGUUCCGAAGCAUUACGCGGGACCGCCGGCGCUCGGCCCCCCGCGGGAGGGGGCUGGGGUGGGCGGGAAGGCGGGCCCCGCCCGCCGCCCGCGCGUUAACCGCGGCUCACCGCGGGCCGCUGACCCGGAAGCGCUCCAGCCCGCCCGGCCCGGUGCGGCGCGGCAGGGCCGGCUGCGGAGGUGGAAGAUGGCCGAGUCGCCGGAGGAGGUGGCGGUGCUGGUGCAGCGGGUGGUGAAGGACAUUCGCAAUGCCUUCCAGCGGAACCCCCGCAUAGAUGAGAUUGGAUUAAUACCCUGCCCUGAAGCCAGAUAUAACCGGAGCCCUAUUGUCCUCGUAGAAAACAAGCUUGGUGUGGAGAGCUGGUGUGUCAAGUUUCUUUUGCCGUAUGUCCACAAUAAACUUCUCCUCUACAGACAAAGAAAACAGUGGCUGAACAAAGAUGAGCUAAUAGAUAUCACGUGUACCCUGCUGCUGCUGAAUCCUGACUUCACCACUGCUUGGAAUGUGAGGAAAGAAUUAAUACUGUCUGGCACUUUAAAUCCACUUAGAGAUUUGCAUCUUGGAAAACUGGCGUUAACAAAGUUUCCAAAGAGUCCGGAAACAUGGAUUCAUAGACGAUGGGUGCUGCAACAACUAAUUCAGGAAAACUCCUUGCCCAGUCUUGUGACUAAAGGAAACUUUGGAGCAGCACCUGUGGAGAGAAUUCACCAACUAGUGCAGGAAGAAAUGAAUGUCUGCUCUGAAGCUGCUGGGAGAUAUCCAAGCAACUACAAUGCCUGGUCCCAUCGCAUCUGGGUUUUACAGCAUUUGGGAAAGCUGACUGUCAAGAUUCUCCUUGAUGAACUUGCAUCCACUAAAUAUUGGGUAUCCAUGCAUGUCUCAGACCAUAGUGGAUUUCAUUACCGCCAGUUCUUACUCAAUUCCUUGAUAGGCAGAACUGUGACUGACAAGAAUGUACUGAUACAAAAUCAAAUGGUAAAUAAGCAAAACACUAGCUUUCAAAAGGAGGAGAGCGCAGGGGCAGAAGCUGCCUGUGUGGAAGAGCAGAGUGUGGAUCUCCCCCGCUGUUUAGAGGAAGAGUUGGAGCUCUGCACUGAACUGAUUGAUAUUUACCCAGGGCAUGAAACCUUGUGGUGUCAUAGAAGGUGUAUGUUCUACCUUCAGCAUCAUCUAAGCAACAGACUUCCUCAUCUGAGUGCGGUGUUAUCAUCUGUGGACAGCAGUGAUGAAAUGGAUGUUGAUGGUUUGAAUGAAUCCAGCAGCAAACAAGGUUAUAGCCAAGAAACAAAACGCCUGAAGCGUGCUCCUAUGCAGGACUUUCUUGGUCCAGAAAAGGAAUACAAAUUCAUUGAUCAAGUAUUAUCAACUUGUAGGGAUGCAGACCAAGCCAGGUUUGCUACUGCUUAUAGAAAGUGGUUAGUUACUUUUUUAGGUCAGUGAAGGAGGGGUUUAAAGCCUUCAGGGUUCUUCUUUUAGUGCAAUAUUCUCUUUUCAGACACAAAUGCAUGUCUUGGUUGCAAGUGUUUUAGCUAACCAUGUGUUUCUCACUCCUUUCGAUGGUCAGUCCUAAAGUUCAUAUUCAGAGUAGAAGUCUGUCACUUUAUUAAAGAACUAGCGUACCUUUUUAGUAACCAAACACAGUUUGUUCUUUAACCGUUUUAAGAAAUCACUCUGUCAGCUUUCUACCAUGCCAUUUUCUUAUUUUAUAAAUUCUGCAUUAAGGUGAACUCUGAAUCAUUUGGCUUUAAAAAAAAAAUGUCUGAAAUGCUUUUGAAACAAUGUCUGGAAAAGGUACAGGAGAAUCUGUCAGUAUCAGCUAAACCUGUUUCUAGAUUGUUCCUCUUUACUAUAGCAGCAUCUUGCUAAUAACCUUAUUGGAUUCAGACUGUAUUCAGCUAUGAGUGCUAUUACUUUUUCAUUAGCAACCUUUGGUAGAACACCAUACUGUAAUGUCUCUUUCUUAAGGCUCUGGUAACAGUAUUGGAGCCAUGCCUUUUACUAUUGUAACUGGGUUUUUGUUUGCUUAUUAGUUGUCACAUGAGUUUGGUAGGAAAGUCUAUGAAGUUGAAAUCCUGAAAAGUAGAUACAGGAAUAUGUGACAGAAAAUAAUUCAAACCCACGUUUGCACUGACACAGUCAGAACUAUAUUUGGAAAUAUUUUUCUUAGAACAGACUACCUUCAUUUCCAACUUGGUAUUUAUCUAUUUAUUUUAUCUCAACAAUCCAGAAUUAAUGACACUUGAUACACAUUUUUGAAUGUAUUAUGUACACUACAGAAUCUCAGCCUGCUAAAUCACACAUUGGUAACUUGUUACUUAACAGAGACCACGCAAGUCCAGUUGAUGAUGGAGUAAAAGUAAUUCUUUUGAUUGGUCACUGAGACUAUAUAAUUGAGGGGGAAAAAAAAAAAGAGCACAAUGGAGCUCUGUCUUCACUUUUGUUUUGCAGACUUUCAAUCUUUGGUAUUUUUUUCUGUUGACUCUUGCUUAAGAGCACUUCUCCAACCAUACAUCUCUGUUUACAUAACUGUAAAUUUUAAGGGAAUUUGAAACAUAUUUCUAUUCCAGUGAAAUUAAACGUGAAUGGUUUAUUUUGACAUUUCCUUAGAACUUCUCUAUAUUAAGGGAUUUUUUUACACUAAUUUAAUUGUGCUGGUCCAAAGACCCAGGGGAGAAAUAUUGUACAACUGUAGACAUUUAUAUAAUGGCAACAUUGCCUCUGUUCCAAACAGUAUAAUCACUGAGGGGAUUAAUUUUUGACCUAGACUCUUCACCAGAAUUGCUUUAUAUUUCUCCUGCCCAAAGUGCCUCCUGACUUCUGAGUUUCAAGCUGCUGUUUCUGUUGGGCAGAGAGAGCAGCAAUGAGGGAGAAAAAGAAACAGGUAGCCUGCUCGAAAGGUAUAGUUUGGAAAGAAAAAAGGCACUCAAACCAUGUGGAAUUCCAACAGUUCUAAAUAAUUUGAUGGAUGGGCAUUACUGUUGUAAUUCAAAAUGGAAAUAGACCACCUCUAGCCUUUGAGAAUAUGUUCAUAACUCAUUUCAGGCACAGAGUAGCUAACAGAGACAUUUCUAAAUGUACAGUUUUGUUUACAGUACUUGGAUAAGACUGACCUAAGGUUGAGCAUCUCCAUGGCACAGCUUUGUCUCAGUGGGCAUCCACACCUCUCUCUGUGUAGCUAAGGUGGUGUAUUACAUGGUCAUUUGUUUUGAGGUGCUCUGGGAUGUUGUUUUGGUUGAUUGCUUUAGUUGCAGAAGAACUGUAAUUGAUGCAUGAAGGUGGUGUGGGAAUGGCUUGAGAGGAUAAUUUCAUUGUACGGUGUUGUCUCUAUGACCACUGACAAACGGGUGGGUUCAAGUACAAACUGGAGUCUGAACUUAAGAACUUAACUUGAGCAAGAACUUUUACCCACCCUAGAGAACCUGAUGUUAAUUUUUAGUAUGAAAGAUACAUUUAGGCAUGUGCAGUAGCCUAGGUCAGCUUUGUUAACAGUAUCCCACCCAUUAAUGAUUAGUAUGAACCUGGAAAGUGUGAAGUCAGCUGGUAAUGUAUUAAGGAUCAUGGUUCUUGAUCCUAGAUUACCUAAGACAUUUAGUAAUGCAGUUGUGUGUUCUGUCUACCUUGGCAAAAAUUACCUAUUCAUGAGAAAAAAAUUGGUGGCAGGAGCAGACUGGGAAGUGGGAGCAUGGUAAGAAAUGUUUCUUGAGCUGUGGAAAGGAGAAGAUGCUCUCUUCUUGCACUAGAAUGAUUGAGGUUUUUACAGUGAAAGAUUUAUACUAGAAUCUGUCUUGAAACCCAUUAUCUAUUUCUUCCAGACUAUAAUCUGGAGUCUCAGUUGGCUUUUAGAGCUAUGUCGUGGAAGUACUGUGCUAUUGAAUUUGACAGUCAUUCCAUCAUAAACACUUAAGAUCAAACAGCAGCCCUCAUAUGUACGUGUGCAGUUCUUAUUGAUGUCAGCAUGAGUUACGUGUGCUUGGAGGAAGACGAUACUUGUUCCUAUGUAACUGAAGAAUGUUACAUAGUAUUUUCAUACUUGGAAAAUGUUCUGAGAGCUCUGAUUAGAGAUGGUGCUGAAAUUUUUACUACUUUUACAAAACACUGAUGGCUGUAGUAUGACUUUUAGGUGUAGGGUUUUAAAGCCUACACCUGAUUAAAUACUACCCCUCGCCUUUUUUUACUUUAAUCCAGCGAGAGCAGUCACAUUUAGAAAUGUUUGCAGACCUGACUCUGCCAUACAGAAAACUAAACAUUAAAAGUUAAAUUGAAACAAGUCAUAUCUUCCCUUUUGAAAGAAAUGCAAACAACAAGCUGUCAAAAUCAAGCUUUAAGUUUUUCAUGGUAACAAGAUAAAUUAUAUGAAAGAAGAAAAUACAUAACUAAAUUACUUGAAGCUGUCAAUGUCCUGAAGCCUCUUACAUGGAAUGACUGAAGAGAUACAGCAAAUUGCAUUAAGCUCACAAAUGCGUGAUGCUCUGGAACUAUGAUCUUUGGAACAUACCUGUCUAACCAUUUAGAAUUAACUGCAGAGUCAUUUGGUCAUUUCUCGUUCAGGGGGAAGUUUCCCCUGCCUCAACCCUUUAUGUUCAACUAGUCUGUCAAUGUCCAAGGAAAGACUAGACCAAUGCAUCCAACUGGCCUGUCACAGCUCGCUGCAGAGACUCUGCAGGGUGUUUAGACUGGAGGGUGAUUAGACUGUCCCAGUCAGGGAUUUAUGGUGACAGAUACACUAGUCAAAUCAAUUAUUCAAGUUGCCGGAAACUCACACAAAACAGAUCUCAGCUGAGAGCCUUUAUAUUAUACAGAUUUGUGACAGAUUAAGGUUCAAGAUUGUCAUUGAUAGUACACUGACUGCAAGAACAACUGUGAAAUAGUAUACGCACAAAAUCUAAUAAUAAAAGCCAGCUGAAGUUAAUCAUUAAGCACGCAUAGAGUAUAGUUCUUACCUGAUAGGUGUCCCUAUGAGGGAGAAGACAGGUUUGGCCUCUCACCCAAUCCCAGCAGUUAUGAUGGAGUCUUCCCUAAUUUCUCCCCUUCCUAACUUACUUUCCUAUUAUUUCUUUACUUCCAGGUGAAGCUUGGGUGACUAGUCAUACAUGCUUUUGUUACUGAUAGGUGUAAAAUUCUCUCGCUUUACCUUUAAAGGUACAAUCAAAUAAAAAAAAUAGAGCGCAUGCUUAGUUGAGGGGUGGUCGUGCCUUGGAGGCUUACCUUGAGAUGGAGGUAUGCUUUGGUAUUAUAAUGAGUAAAGUUCAUCCAAGGAAAGCAAUUUCACCACACUUACUGGCUCAAUAGCAGACAUCUUCCCUUCCCUUCCUUCCUUGACAGCUACUGUGCAGUUUAUCAGUACGUGGUACCAUAAAGUUCCCCUUCCUGCAGGGAGUACAACAGGGCCUAGCCAAGGUGUCUUCACUCUGCCCGACCACCCCUGCUCCCACCCAGUUCCUCGUAGCAUGUGCUAAGGUUGCAGGUUGUGUUGCCUGGGGAACUACUGGGGAGUAGAUUCCCUGCGUACCAACUGCAUUCCAUCCUGGAAGUAGCAGCUGCAGUUUUAUCCUAAAAUUUCUUUAAUGUUACAAUAUAACUUUAGUCAUUUUUCCACAGGGCAUUACUUGCAAAAAAGAUAAGUGGUUUCAGACCAUUGGUAGUUAACAUUCCUAAAGGUUACUGAGUAUAGCUACUCUAAGUAAUGUAUUUCAGUUGUUUUGUUUUUCAGAGGUCAGAGAAUUAGAAUGUAGUUAAUGAACAUUCUUGUGGAGAAAAUGUCCAGCAGAAGCCACAGAAUACAAAGCUCUCGCUCUGAAGUUCCUUCAAAUGUAAACCCCAAACUUUGUACAUCUGUAAAUGUCUUCAUAUAAAGUUCAGCAUCUUUACUGAUUUUUAUCUUGUGCAGCAGUAGGUCUCACUUGAAUUGAUGCAAAUUCUUUUUGUUCACCAGAUUAGUCUUUGUAGAAUUUAUUUGUGCUAGAAACAAAGGGGUUUGAGGAACAAAUGUAAUUUGAAACUACAGAAAUGAGAAGGAAUCGCAUUUUUAAGGCAUUGAAUUCUCUUCUGCUAAAUACAUUAACUGUUAUUUCCCUGGCAUUUGGUUUAUCUUCUGUGCUAACAGUCACUGGAGCAACACAUGCAGAAUUAAGGAUAGCUACAAUAACAAAAUUGUAUAAAGUUGUUAUUGGAACGCAUUGCUAUAGCUGCUCUGGUUAGUAUUAAUCUAUUCAUGCCUGCAUAUUAGUGUUUUGUUGACUUCUUACAUAUUCUUUAUACAGUCAAAUCCUUGUGUCAUUUAAAUAAUGGGAAACAUAAGUUGUCGAUUUACACUGUUUGAUUAAUAACCUUAUAUAGAACUUAUUUUAAGACAAUUAAGUAAAGUGGUAACAUAGUGAGAAAGCUUAGGUUCUGUCUUGCAAUCAAAAUUUCUGGCAUUUCCAGUUUUGUGUUAGUGCUGCUUAGUUAGAAUGUGUAGCUAGUGUUUAUGGACAGGAGUGGGUUUUUUUCCCUAAGUAGAUAAUGAAUGAAUUUUUGAAACAGUACUGUAUAAUAUUGAUGAGCAGAAACAAAGGGGUUUGGAAAGGCUUGUCUACAUAGCCAGACUAAACAAGCUUGCUUUUUCACAAUAACAUAUAAUACAACAAACAAAAUGUGACUACCAGAGAAUAAUUGAAGUGGUGAGUUUUCAGAGACUUGAUUGAAUUUUUGGAUGAGGUUGUUUGCUUAGUUUUGUUUUGCCUUCUGUGUGGGAAGAAUGUUGCUUAGGGUUUUUUUAAUUUAGUAGGAAGUGAACCAUUGUACUUAACAGUGUGGGGGGAAAAGAAGCCCACAACUCCUAAGUUGUAUCUUCUAGAGCAAUUUUGAAAAAAGAAGCAGUGAAGUGAAAUGUAGAUGUGACUUUUAAAUGCAUGUUUGUCCUGUAUUCAUUUGGUGAUGAGAUGUCUUUACAAUUAGAUCUUACUGUUUAUUAAUGUCAGAUACAAAGGAAAGAGGGUAACUCACCUAUUCGCAAAUGCACUUAACAUUCAAAUAAGUUCCAAAGGGAGUUCAGUACCCCUGUCUUAAGAUAAUUUUCAUUCUUUUUUCUCCCAUGUGCUCAAAGGUGUGUUUUCUUCCCAACCUCUCCUCUGUUCUUCCAACCAGCAAAGAAGAAUGUAGCAAAGCAUUGGUGAGGUGGCCUCAUUUCAUGUUUAGAUAACUCUGACUACCUCCCAAAAAGUGCUCUGACUGAUGUCCUUCAGUGGAGUUAGUCAGGCUCAUUAUUUUCAGAACCUCAUACUAGGCCUACAUCCUCUUUCAGAGGUGAAAAGCAAGAGCUUUAUCUAUGAAGCCAUCUAGUUUCCCCAGAAGACUUUAAAGAGGAAAAGAAAAAAAAAUCUUGUAGUUAAAGUUGGGAAAGCUACAAUCAGCAUAAACUUUUAUUAGUCUUUUCCGCUGAAGAAGCAAUGUACUGCUGAAAAAUGGAGGAAAUAUGUGCUUCCAAGAAAUUCCUUGUAGACAGUUUAUGCUUUUGAAUUAUAGACCUGACACUUUCUAAUGGCUUUUACUUAGUGUGUAAUGUUACUUCUCAGGGCAUAGUCUAUUGUAGUGAAUUAGGGUACAUUUUUACAGUUUAAAAUUAUUGAUUUAAGCAAAAAGGGAAACAUAAUAACUGGAUUUAAUUUUUUUUGUCUAGCAUAGUGUUUUGUAUCUAUCCACAUGCUAAUACUGUACCUAAUGAUUCACAGUAGACCUUACUAUUUCAUCUGUAUCAUAGUGUUAUUCUGUAUCUUAAAUUGCUGUUGCAGUCUUACAGGAAGCUCCUGACAGUUGCUGGGUUUCUUCCCUGAGUUCCCUAGUACUAUUCAACAGGAAUUAUUCAGUACCUCACAAAAACGUGUGUUGUAAUGACGGGGAAGCUUUUUACAGUAUCUGUGUAGAUGCACUAUGUAUCUUAAAUUUCUUUUUUUUUUAAGUAAUGUUAGGAGUCUGAAUGCUAGAAUUGCAAAAGCUUUUAGUUGUUGAUAGCUGGCAGACACUUAAAGUACGAUGCGGCUAUUCUGAAGAGCAGAACUCUUGACUGAAGUCUAGUUUAUUAAGCAUCUUUAUCUGCACCAUUUGGAACCUGCUGUUAAUCCUACUGUAUAGAUGAGGAUGGGGAUAACCCACAGUGAGGUGUGUAUUUUCACAGGACACCUUCUGAAUAUAAUUAUGGUGAAACAAAGAACGUUUUGUGGAUGACGUACUCCUGUACAUUUGUUGUGAAUAAAGUUAUAAAAUUGGAAUGUCAUUAAUACAGUAAGAUCUCCUGAAUGGCUGCAUAGAAUGAGUAGAUAGAUGUUUUGGGGUUUUUUAAUGCAGUAUUGCCUGUUAUUGAAAAAUUACAUAAAUUAGAAAAAAAACUUGCUUUUACAAGACAAGAUGUAUUUGUACUUACUGUGUCCAUUCCCUUUUGUCCCAGUUUUUCUUUUUUGAAGUGGCUACAUUUAAAACUGGGUAGUCAUCUUGAAAAGUGUACUUGGGAAUGUCAUCUUUAAUUUCAUGUAAUAGAAAUAGUAGAUGUCUUAAAUGGUUUUAAGUAGCAUUGAGGUCCAAGGUAGUGAGCCAUUAAACGCUAAUUUUUUAAGACCAUUAUAUCCAUCAAAGUACUAUUCUGUGUAGGGCAAAAUGUGUAUUUUGUCAAGAUACAUGAAAAAAAAAAGUUCUCACAGUUUUCAUAUUAGGGGGAGGUACAGCUGGCUUAAAAUAUAAUUUUUUAAAUAUUUUUAAUAUUUUUUCUAUGAAAACUUCUCAGAUCCACAGUUGUGACCAUUGUAAAUUUUAUGUAGAUUUCCAAUGCAGAUAAAUGAGAAAUGGUAGAUUUUGUAGCAGAAAGAAUAAAAUGAUGACAUGACAGUAAGACACUGGAAAGUAAUUUGAUAAAUGAGCAGUGUUCUACAGGAUAGUGAACACAAAGCAUUAAGUUUGCUCUUCACUUGUUGUACUUUGUCAUAGGAUUAAUUCCUUUCAGAGGGGGUUCUUUUUUUUUUUUUUUGUCAUCAGUAGAGAGCUUAUCUGUGAAUAAAUCAUCUAUACUUAUUUUCCCACAGUAAGUGUGCAUAUAUGUGUGGGUGGAUUGUUGGGCAGCAGAACUAUAUGUAAUGUCCUGUGGAAAAGGUGAAUCCUCCAUGUACAGCUGUUUAUUUAUAACACUGGUGGUCUGCAAACAGAACUCUUCCAUGGCAGACAUGUAUGAAGUCUGAAUCUGGCAGGGUUGUUGCCAGCAUCAGGGUUUCUGCUGGAAACAGCAAGAUCUCUUGCUUCCCUGGUUGGUCUGGCUUACUUUCAUGAUACUUGGGCUAAUAUGUGCAUACACAAACCAAAUUACUAGUGGCGGGCUUUAUUCCAAGUGCCUGUAGAGAGUGUUUGACAUGGUGAAAGGGUUUGUAAGAUCUUGCAAGGUGGGAGAACUGGGAAGCGCUCAGCCAGUGUCCUACCUGGAGGUUACCUUCCAGGAGUCCUGCAGAAAGGAACAGACAGGCAUAUUUUGGAUUAAGUGCUUUAUCAUCACAGUGUUCUGUAAGCGGGCCUGUUCCUGGUGUGUGAACUGGCACCGUACACCUAGUCAAGGUAUUUCUGUCUUUUGAUUCUCCUUUGUGUAAAGAAGGGCACUAGGUGGUAAUCCACAAAAGCUACCUCUCUCAAUACAGAGUGAAACAGUUUGUAAACAAAUGUUCAAAGUGUAUAACUACCUUUGGUAGCACUUAAUUAUCACUGAUUCUUAGAAGCCUCGUCUCCAUUUAAAGGUACACCAUUCUUUUUUUUUUCACCCGGCAUGUUCUGUGGGGAGGGGUAUUUGUUAGUAAGGGCCCUUCUUUGCUCGAGGGUGAAUCUUUUAGUAUGCUAAUUAGAAUAGUUCACAUAUAGGACCACAAGUUUUCUGAUUGGUCUCAUUAAUCAUUUGGUUCUCCUUAAGCUUAUCUUGUUCUGGCCCAGCUUGACAUAUUUAUGGUGUCUGUUCCUUUUCCCAAGACCGUGUUUUGUUAACGUUAUACGGUUUGUAACAUCCUCUUGUUUUUCUAAUUCUUUCUAGUUUUUCAUUAAUAGAUAUUUACAUGUUUUUCUAAAUUUCAAGUUAAAAAGCACACUGGCCUCAUUAAUCACGUACCUGGGAGCCAGUCAACUACAACAGGAGACAGGACAAAGUAUGUCAAGACACAGACUAGCAACUAAAAUUGGUAUUUGAAUACAAACAACAAGUAGUCUUUUUGGUACUUUAUUUUCAAUAUUUUUCUCAAGUUCUUUUUAUAAAAAUUAAUCACAUAAAAAAAUAUUUUCAAAGUUACUCAUAAUUUUGGAUGCCUUCUGAUUUUGAAUUACUAUAUUUCAGAGCACUCCUUAAAGGGCUCAAUUUUAUUGGAAAAUGCCAGCACCUUUCCUCUCUCUUCCUAGACAGUGUGAUUCAUUCCAGAUGUUCUAAAAUGAGCACCUAAAAUCACAGGGCAUUACUGAAAGUACUGCUCAUAAUCUUAAAUACAAAACUUAAAAAAGCAAAUAUGUUCUGCUCAUACAGUUUGAUUGUUUGGUUUUGGGUUUUUGUUUAUUGGGUUUUUUUUUCCUCUUACUAGCUGCUGCAACUGAAGGUAGAAAGAACAUGUAAGGAAGUCCUGAGCUGAUAUGUACAAUCUUGGUUUACUUAAUUUGGGGUUUCAUUAAAUUGCAAAGCUUAGUAUGAGAAAUAGACCCUCCCGAGUCCUUGUAUAGAAGUAAUUUGCAGGAUCUGGUUGUUGAUUUGUUUUGAAUCUGCUUGAUUUUUAAGUCUUGAACAGAAUUCCUAUUGACUUCACUGACAUAGGAUCAUGCUGUGGAGAGGAUAUCAGCCACUACAUGGUAGCUUUGACAUAUUUAGUGUGAUGGAUUGUGUCUCUCACAAAUGGCCAUAUUUAUGGCUUCAAGGAUAAAAGCAGAAUAGUGUCUAUUUAUUAGCACUGUGGUUGGGGAUAAACUCUUAAGGCUGUAGAAUAUUACAGGUUUAAAAGGGCAGCUAGAGAAAAAUUUGGGUACUGUGGGGUAUCAAUAGCUAAGAAAGCUUCCUAGCUACCCCGCCUUCCUGCCCCUUCCCCCCCCUCCCCCAUUUAGCUUUUAAGUGCCAUGUGAUAAUUGAUGCAAUAUCAAAGGGAGAAAGUCUUAAUAGUGAAUAGCUUAGAUGUUGCUGUUCUCCAGAAGUGCUAUACACAUUUAUUGGUGUAACAAUAAGCUGCACGUUAGUCACCCUGUCAUCUCACAAAUGCUUAUAACUAGGCAACAGGUAAUUUCCUUUUUAAAAUGCAUCUACUUAAUGUUGAUUUGAUAUGUUCUACAAUUACUUGUUGUUAAUCUAGUACUGGGCAAUUUUCUCCAAACCUUUAAUCAAUCUUCAGUGGAACCUAGCCAAGUAUAGAUUUUUGUGAUUAUAAAACUAGGUUUAUUGUGAAGGGAAGUUGAAAUUCCACCAUGUAAAAUACUCAGUUUUCUCAUGUUGAAUUAGAAACAUAGGAGGGCAUCCUAGCGCUGCUUUCCAGUUGUGCACACUUGAGUUUUACCUUGUUUUAUCUUAUUUUGUAUUGCAUGUUAAUUAAAUUUUUACAUAUCCUAGUAGUACAAAAUAAAAUGGGAAAAAAAAAAAAAAAAAAGAAAAAGAGCACCCCUACAGUCCUAACUAUUCUAUGCAGAUGUCUUCCAAAAUUUACAGGUACUAUUUUAGUGGUGGUUGGUAAAUAGAUUGGUUUUUUUCACAUAUUUAUCAGCAGACUUGUUUUUAUAUGUAUUAGUGACAGAAUGGACUAAGCACAGCUGUAAGUUAUUGUAUUUCUGUAGAAAAUGGAACAUAGUGUAAAAUCAUUUUGUUAAAUGUUGGCAAUUUUUAAAUAAACUUUUCAUCUCCUAAAAAA